Molecule: messenger RNA, 1956 nt
Organism: Hemibagrus wyckioides
Lineage: Eukaryota; Metazoa; Chordata; Actinopteri; Siluriformes; Bagridae
Gene: spc24
Product: SPC24 component of NDC80 kinetochore complex
Exons: 6
Coding region: 96-704 (202 amino acids)
Source: RefSeq, a predicted model, not a curated record
CACCGUUCAGGCGCGAGCGCGUAAAGCGCGGCAAUGAGCGACUCGGUUUGAAAACAAAACGGCAGUUCAGGAAAUUGUAAUACGGCUGGACAAGGAUGUCACAGAACGAUGCAUUGCAUUAUUCUGACCUGGAGAAUACAGGGAAGGCUCUUAUCGAGCUCAUUGAGAGCAGUAAAGCCGAAGACGCCCUGAGGGCAGCACGGAAGAAACAGCAGGCACUUUUUGACCACCACACAGAGGCUAAAAAAACGGUCACUGAGCUGUUAAACAGCUUGGUGCACUCUGAAGAGGUUGUUGGACAGAAGCUUUUGGAUCUGGAGGGUCAGAAGAGCCAGAUGAUGCGAGAGCUGGAGAAAGUGGAGCAGGAGGUGCAGCAGAGCCUGGCACAGAGCCACACUUUGGACUCGGAGAUACAAUUCCUACAGAGAGAGCUGGAGAGACUCAAAGACGGUGAGAAGGAAAUUCAGGCUUUGCAGCAGGAAGUAGAUGAAGACACAACUGAAGUAAUUCCAUCAGCUAUAUAUUUAGCACAGCUCUACUGUAAGGUUACAAGAAUUAAAUUGGAGCUGGGUACAGAACCUCACAUAGUCCGUGGAGUUCACUAUGGUCCAGAUCUGGCAACCCCUAUUAACAUAGACACAUCAAGGUGCUCCCCUUGUCAGGUCACUGAUGAGCUCUGGAGCCUCGUCAGCACGGACUGGUAGAGCUCUUUCUGUGCCAUGUUUGAGUUCAUUUUAAUCUUCCCUUUUCUUUUUUUUGUUUCCUUGUAUUUUUAUUUUUUAUUAAUAAAUAUAUCCUACGGAAUGAAGUGAAAUCUAGUGUACUACAUGCUUACUAAGGAUGCAAAGUAUAUAUCAUUUUAUACUGAUUUAUACUGAUACUUCCACCAUUUUGGGGAAGGAAAUCUUGCCCAAAGCAUGAAAAUAAAUCACGUUAUAUUUUCCAUAUAUUUUAUACUGUUUAAAAAUUUCAAGUACAUUGUAUUGUUUGUUUGUUUUUUUGUUGUUGUUUUUUUGUUGUUGUUUUUUGACAGAAUAACUCAUUUGAGUGCAUCUUUGAGUUUAUUCUUUCAGUUUAUGUUUUAUUUUUUCAGAAUGGUAGAAUAUUUCAAAGUCAGGAGUGUUAAGUAAGUAAGUAGUAAAACGACAGGGCAUGAUGUUAUUGGAAAAUAAUCAGUGACGGCCUGGCAGAUGCUUAACCACUGAUACUAAAAUUUUCCAAUAACAGAAUGUCACAGUGUUUUAUUCUUCAUACACAACAGAGGACACUUCAUAAUUUUAAUGCUGUUUAACACCCAUGAGACAAGUUAGAUCCUGUUCCCUUACCAGCUUUAUCUUUUCUGCUUUUAAAGUUAAUAAUACAAAAUCAUCACAGCUUGUCAUGUCACGAUGAUAUAAUCAUAUCAGGUUCAGAUGUAGUGCUGAGAUUUUAACCUGGAACAAUAACAGUCCGUCAGCUUCAAAUCUUCAUCGAGCCGCAACCAUGUGGUGAGAAAGUAACCACUGAAUAGGCGAGAGGAUGAUUUAACACUCUAACGCCCAUCUUGUUUCAACCCGUACUUCAUGUUGUAUCGUGUACCUGACACCUGACUAACACACGAAGCUUCCGACAGCGUGUCUGAAAUGUCAGGAAACAAUGGGAAUAUAUUCAGCAAAUAUGUCUCUUCGAAUAUUUUGCAUAAAAACAUGACACAGAAAAGAGUUUAAGGGUGAAUGUCUAUAUGGUGUAGGGCAUAUUGUAAUGAAUAAAAAAUUAUUUUUGUGUGUGGGGGUGGGGGGGGAUUGGCAGACAUCCUGUAGUAUGAUCUUGGUCUGCACCAUGUGUGUAUUGGUUGGUUUAUUUGGUUUUUUUUGUAGUUGUUGGUGUUUUGUUUUGUAUGUCAUCUGAACAUGAUACCAGUAGCGUUACUGGAAGUGACUGGUGUCAAGUUACAUUGAACAAGUGUAAAGUAACAGA